This is a messenger RNA of Cuscuta epithymum, 990 nucleotides long. Lineage: Eukaryota; Viridiplantae; Streptophyta; Magnoliopsida; Solanales; Convolvulaceae. The record is from the annotation of a GenBank genome assembly.
UGAAGAUGUAAAAUCACUCAUAAAAAAAUGUAACGUCGUGUAUUACCAAAUGUAAUUAAUGGUAUGAGAUUAGACAGAGUAUAUUAUAACCAAAUGUAAGCCCUCUAACUAAAGAAACACCCAAUUAAACCCCUCAAGUUUACAAAAACGUUCAAUUAUCUAAUUUAAUAGGUUGUCUUAAGGUUAUCCGGUCACCAGUAUCAUUUUUAUUGUCUUUCAUUUUCCUUUUCUUUUUUUCUCCUCCUCUUCUUUAUUCUUCCGCCACCAUCCCUUCUGUAUUCUUACUUCUUCUCUAUUCUAACAGCCAUGACCCAGCCAGUUUUCUUCUUUCUCCCCCCUUCUUUCUCCUCGAACCAAGACUUCUCCUCCGACCCGUCUUUUCCUCUUCAUGUUUUUGCUUUCACCCCACGCUUUUUUAUUUCUUUCUUCGCCGUAUCCGGCACGGAGGUUAUGUCGCCAUCGCUGAUGAGGAAUUUCCGCUACCGUGGCAGAAGUGAAUGUCGUGUACCUAAGUUACCCUCCCCGUCGGUUGGUUCUGCUACUCCCUUAGCAGCUGUAUUUCUUAAUGAAAAAGGAAAGAAAACAAUGGAGGUGAAUGGAGUGGAACCAUGGAAGAGGAGAAGAUCUGGGGAUAAUGUCGGGCGGGUAGAAGAAGAAGAAAGGAGAGAAAGUAGGAAAAAAGGAAGAAGAUCUGGGAGUGGGUCACAGCUGGAAGAGUUGGCGGAAGAACGGAAGAAUAAAGAAAGGAGAGAAGGAAAGAAAAAGCAAAAACAAGAUAGAAAAGAAAAUAAACAAAAUGAAAAAUAAAUAAAAAGGAUCCACGUAGGAUUAAUAACCGGGUAACCGGAAGGUAACUUAUUAAACUUCACAAUUGAAUGUUUUUGUAAACUUGAGGGGUUUAAUUGAGUGUUUCUUUAGUUAGAGGACUUAAUUGAUUUUUUUGAUAUAGUUGGAGGCCAAUUUGACAGUUUUCCAUUAAUUAUAUGUAUU